AUGGCACACUUCAUCGUUCACGAUUAUAUCCUGGGUGAAUGGAAUGAAGAAAGCCACAACGACAUUGGCGGUUGGUUUGACCCUGAAAGAAUAGUGUGUACUACACCGCAUCACCCCAAGGGCUUGUGCGAAGCGCGGCGACAAUUCUGGCUGGAAUAUAUGCACAGCAGUUUGCGAGACUGGGCGUACCACAGGGGACCAUCAGAGUUCAAAGGCAAGGGAGAUGGCAGUGGCUUUAUUGUGUCAGUUAAGGACCUUAGCGUAACAACUGCGUAUGACCGUCGGGUGCCACCCCUUCCAUGGACUUACAAUGGUCGGAAUAGCUUUCAUCGCGCCAUAUGUCAUCAAGAGGGAGCAACAAUCAAAGAUAUGUUGAAGGCCAUUGAGAGAGAUAUCAAUGAGUCCUGGGGAAUCUCAUUUUGGGAAACUCAUAGCAGUGACUAA
Molecule: messenger RNA, 444 nt
Organism: Botrytis deweyae
Lineage: Eukaryota; Fungi; Ascomycota; Leotiomycetes; Helotiales; Sclerotiniaceae
Exons: 1
Coding region: 1-444 (147 amino acids)
Source: RefSeq, a predicted model, not a curated record